CGCGCAGACUGUCUCCCGCCGCCGCCGCUGCCGGAUCCGCAGAGCCAGGGGAGGCAGGGCCGACGGCUGGCGGCCGAGCAGCGCACUCGGGGUCGCGGUGCGGAGGGCUUCCGCGGCCAGGACGCGUGUCGCGUCGGGGUACUUGGAGAGCGCCUAGCUGGCAGGCUGUCUGCGCCUGGACCCUAGCGCACCCCUGGACCCACCAUGACGGGGCUGCUGAAGAGGAAGUUCGACCAGCUGGAAGAGGAUGACUCCUCGCUCUGCUCAUCCUCUUCAUCUUGGUCCUCCUCGGGCCGCCACUCCGGCUCCUGCUCCCCAAGCUCCUCAGUCUCCCCAGCCUGGGAUUCGGAAGAGGAGGGCCCCUGGGGUCAGACACCCCUGCCCGACCAAAAUGCCGGUGGCCCCCGGAGUUUCACCCCCCCAUCCAUUCUGAAGCGGGCCCCCCGGAAGCGCCCAGGCCGAGUCGUCUUCGAUGGCAUCACCGUCUUCUACUUCCCUCGGUGCCAGGGCUUCACCAGCGUGCCCAGCCGUGGCGGCUGCACUCUGGGGAUGGCCCCUCGCCACAGCGCCUGCCACCGCUUCUCCUUGGCCGAGUUCACCAAGGAGCAGGCCCGGACACGGCAGGAGAAGCUCCGCCUGCGCUUGAAGGAGGAGAAGCUGGAGGUGCUUCGGAGCAAGCUCGCAGAUUCUGGGGUGCCCGAGACAGAGGCUGGCCUGCCACUGACAGUGGACGCCAUCGAUGACGCCUCUGUGGACGAGGAGCUGGCGGCGGCCGUGGCAGGUGGCCGGUUGGAGGAACUGACCUUCCUGCAGCCCUACCCGGCCCGGAAGCGGCGGGCCCUGCUGCGGGCUGCGGGCGUGCGGAAGAUCGAUCGAGAGGAGAAGCGGGAGCUUCAGGCUCUGCGCCAGUCCCGGGAGGAUUGUGGCUGCCGCUGCGACAGGGUCUGUGACCCCGAGACCUGCAGCUGCAGCCUGGCAGGCAUCAAGUGCCAGAUGGACCACACGUCGUUCCCCUGCGGCUGCUGCAAGGAGGGCUGUGAGAACCCCAAGGGCCGCGUGGAAUUUAACCAGGCGCGGGUUCAGACCCAUUUUAUCCACACGCUCACCCGCCUGCAGCUAGAGGAGGGGGCUGAGAGCCUUGGGGAGCUGGAGGCCCCUGCCCAGGGUGGCCCACCCAGCCCCAGUGGGCAGGCCCUGGCCCCCGCUUUCCCACUGGCCCAGCCCCCUGUGGGCAGCGAGCUAGGAGACCACAGCUGCAGCAGCGACAUGACCGAUUCCUCCGCAGCAUUGGGCGCUAACGAGCCUCCUGACGGCCCUGCCCAUCCGGCCCUGCCCAGCCCUGGCUUCCAGCCUGGUGUGGAUGAUGACAGCCUGGAGCGGAUCCUGAGUUUCAGUGACUCUGACCUGGGUGGGGAGGAGGAGGAGGAGGAGGAAGCGGGUGUGGGGAACCUCGACAACUUCAGCUGCUUCCACCUAGCCGAUAUCUUCGGUACCGGAGACCCUGGUGGCCUGGCCAGCUGGGCCCACAGCUCUAGCCUCACAUCAGGCAUCCUGGAUGAAAACGCCAACCUGGACGCCAGCUGUUUCCUCAACGGCAGCCUCGAAGGGUUGGGAGAAGGAAGCCUCAGCCUCCCUGGCAUCUCGGUGCCGCCCGGCACGGACGUCGGCCAGAGCCACUCCGUGGACCUCAGCUUGUCUUCCUGUGACUCCUUUGAGCUGCUCCAGGCCCUGCCUGACUACAGUCUGGGGCCUCACUACACCUCCCAGAAGGCGUCCGACCGUCUGGACAACCUGGAGGCACCCCACUUCCCCUUACCUGCCUUUUCCCCGCCCGCGGACACCAGCGUCUGCUUCUUGGAAUCCAUCCUGGGCUUGUCUGAGCCAGCUGCUGAGGGCCUGGGCCCCUUCAUGGACGGCCAGUUGUUCGAGGACACUGCCCCGGCGCCCCUGGUGGAGCCCGUGCCCGUGUGAGGACCAGGGUGCCUUUUCCCGGCCCCGAAGGCCCUGUUGCUGCUGUCGUACUGUCGGGGCUCUCCGAGGCCUGUGUGUGACUGUCUCCCAUUGGCUGGCUCGCCCAUGUGGGCACUCCUAAUUUUCAUGCAACACUCUGGAUGGAUUUAUUAUUUAUUUUUAUAACUUUCUGUGCUGAAGAGAAGGUGGGAGGGGGCUUCCCCCUUUAGCCGCCGCCGGGCCCCCCAGCGCCCACAGUCUCUUCCACCUCCAUGGCCCGUGCCAGGAAGAGGAGGGUGUGAUGUUUCUUAGCCCAAAGAUGGCGGGACAGGGCUGGAAACAUCCGCCUCUUCUGGCUUCUGCCACCCUGAGCCCUAGCCCCUCUGGGUGGCUGAAUCCUCUGGACUGUGAAGACUAUAAUUUAUUUCCAUAAUUUAUUUGGAGACUAGGUGGCUCAGGCUUCUCAGCCCUGGCUGGUGGGCAGUGCUGAGGUCCGGGCGGGGUACAGACCCCGAGAAUCCCUUUUGCCCUGCGGCCCUGCCCUGCUUGGUCUCACGUCCAGACCAGGUGUGGAUUCGAGCCCCGUGUCCACUGUGGCAGCUGCCUGGCUCUGGAUGGCUGAGCAGGGGCGGGACUGGCCUGACCAACCGUGACCAAAACCCUCUCCCGACCCACUCAGCCCCCUCCAUUUCCUGUCCUCUGCCCCGUCUCCCCUCCCGCAAGGGCCGCGGCCUCCGCUCCGGGCCCAUCCGUGUAGGGAGGGGAAGCGGGAGGGCCAGGGGUGCGCCUCAGGGCCGGCCCGCAGCACGCCCCUGCAGACACGGUCUGCGGGCUUUCUGGGCACGGCACUCCCGCCCGGCCCACCUGCCUGUGCCCUCCGGCCGGUUGGCCAGGGCCUGCGGUGGUGCCUUAUGGCUUUUAUGCCUGUUUGCUGAUGUUGCGAUUUGCAUCCUAAUUUCUAUAUUGUCUCUGAAUAUUCGAACUAUAAUUUAUUCAUUUUUCUCUGUGUCUGUGCCAAGAAGCCCGGGCUCUGGGCCUGCCCUCUUGCCCAGGAAGCCUUGCCAGCCCGUGUGCUUGUGGGAACACUUUGUACCUGAACAGAACAGGUACCAAUAAAGAGGCUCUAUUUUUAA
Phyllostomus hastatus (greater spear-nosed bat) is the source of this 3083-nucleotide messenger RNA. RefSeq names its product cysteine and serine rich nuclear protein 1 (gene CSRNP1). Gene Ontology annotation, molecular function: DNA-binding transcription factor activity, RNA polymerase II-specific; sequence-specific DNA binding. The transcript has 5 exons. Gene Ontology annotation, cellular component: nucleus. Bases 205 to 1971 code for a protein of 588 amino acids. Lineage: Eukaryota; Metazoa; Chordata; Mammalia; Chiroptera; Phyllostomidae. The record is from RefSeq and is a predicted model, not a curated record. Gene Ontology annotation, biological process: regulation of transcription by RNA polymerase II.